AUGUCGUUCCAAAAGCCCGAGAAAGACUUCGGCGAAGGCCCCAAAAUCCACAAGAUCCGCAUCACCCUCACCUCGCGCAAGGUCGCCUCGCUCGAGAAAGUGUGCCAGGAGCUCAUUGACCGCGCACGCAGCAAAUCGCUCAAUGUUAAAGGCCCAGUCAGACUCCCCACCAAGACCCUGAAGAUCUCCACCCGCAAGACCCCCAACGGCGAGGGAAGCAAGACCUGGGAUAUGUACGAGAUGCGCAUCCACAAGCGAUUGAUUGAUCUGCACGCCCCUACCGAAACCGUUAAGCAGAUUAUCAUCAACAUCGAGGCUGGUGUUGAGGUUGAGGUUACCAUUGCCGCAUAG
Molecule: messenger RNA, 351 nt
Organism: Histoplasma mississippiense
Lineage: Eukaryota; Fungi; Ascomycota; Eurotiomycetes; Onygenales; Ajellomycetaceae
Product: 40S ribosomal protein S20
Exons: 3
Coding region: 1-351 (116 amino acids)
Biological process (GO): translation
Cellular component (GO): ribosome; cytosolic small ribosomal subunit
Molecular function (GO): RNA binding; structural constituent of ribosome
Source: RefSeq, a predicted model, not a curated record